UUAAUGCCCACAGUGCUGCUCAUGGUGGUGUCCGAGUUUGAACGGUAUUUUUUCUCUCUGUGCAAGUUUAUAUGUGUAUAAAAAAAAUUUACAUUCUAUUUUGACGCGAACUAUUAACAAAAGAAAACAUGUACUGGAUGCAAGUGAAUAAUGAGUGAAUAAUAAGUGAAUAAUAAGUGAGUGUAAACAACUUUUAAGAUCAUGCAAACAGUUGGUCUAAUAAUAAUAAUAAUUUCAUAAAGCAAAUAGCCCGAGUGUUAAUUUGCGUACGCCCCGUUGAUGCAAUCUCCGUGGAUAUAAAAUUGGACAACAAAAUGGACCCUUCUGAAUAUGCAAUAACAAUAAAAAAAGAGCCAAUCGAUCCAGAGAUCUGCGAUGAUUUGUCGCCAGUUGAUACAAAUACAGGGAAUAAAAAUGAAACAGCGACGUUUAAAGGUGAAUCUUCGGACGACGUUUAUUGUAACAAUGAAGAAUCCGCGUUUCCUCAAGAAAGUACGUAUUUAGAAAAUAACAAAUCGGAUCCUGAUAAACGAAAAAGUAAACAUAAAGUACCUUCAAACAACAGAAUAAGUUGCAAUGUUUGUUUGUUAACUUUUCAAGCUAAACAUUUAUUGGAACUGCAUAAUAAAUUAUAUAGCUGUAAUGUAUUUAAGUGUGAUAAUUGCACUGCAAUCUUCACUAUGCAUAUUUCGUUAAUACGUCAUUUAAAGAAGCGAUGUUGUACGAAAAAAUUGUCUGGAUAUAAGUGUAAUUUUUGUAACCGAAAGUUUUCCUAUAAAAGACAUGUCCAGUCUCAUUUAUUCCAUGCGCAUGGGAACGCAAUAUUUUCUGGUGGAAGCAAAAUUAUGAAAACAUCUCCUGAAUCGUUAGGAAAGUCGAAUCAUUCGGAUGAUAUAGUCAUGGCAGAAUCAAAAACUUCACACAGUCCCUGCUCAAAGAACGUAAAUAGCUCAAUAAAUAUAUCUUUGAAACUAUCUAAUGACUCAAAGAAUACAUCCACCAAGGAUUCGAGCAGCAAGAUCAAGUUUACGCAUCCGAAAUGGUUAAACGAUUCGCAUGGUACACCUUCGAAAAGAAUGAAGCAAUCCGUCCUUACAGACUUCAUAUCGACGUACAAAGACAAACCGAAUGACAGAUGGGUUAGCCCGGAAAAAGUUAUCGAUACGGAGAAUAUUCCUGUUACUGCGACUAUUAUUCCAACUUUAACGCUCGAGACAUUUAGUAACAAGACAUCAACGGCUGCAGAAGUUAUUCAGAUGUCUACUUCUGUUAAGCGAAUCGAAUCUCCUGUUAGGAAAAGAUCAUUUGUUCAAAUUCGUGUGAAUUUAAAGACAAUGAUAUCUUUAUUAAGGAACGAAAUAAAAGCUGAAUCUGAAAGCUCUAAUACCUCGCACAAUAUGUCUUACAACCUUAGGCCAGUGAAAAGAUGUUCUUCUUUAUAUGAUUCUUACGAUUUAUUGGAGUGUAAAGAAUGUGUGGUCCGCUUGGAGAAAUGCGACAAAUUCUUGGAGCCUUCUAGUUUUGUGUCAAACGAAGAUGAAGACGAAGACGAAGUCGAAGACAACAACAAACAAGCAGUAUCGAAAAAUGUGAAAGAGGAAUUUGAAGGUUUUCGCGAAACAAGCUCGACAUGUAACAUGCCUUUGAAAGCUGACACGAUUGCGUCAAAGCGAUUCAAUGAAUUUGUAAAAUCUUUCGCUGAUAGAUUAAUCGUACUUCAACAAGAAUCGGUUGAAUUUCAGAAGAACUUUAAAGUCUGUCAGCAGAAAAUAAUUCAAUGUCAUAUUUGUAAAAAAUCGUUUUCUUCGAAGAAAAACCUGCGCGAGCACAUGAAAUUGUUCCAUACGAUUUACAUUUCGAGCAUAUGCAACGCGCGUUACACGUCCAUGAAUAAGUUACUAACUCACUAUCUACGUCAGCAUGGUGUGUUUAAACGAAGGGAAUGUUGCGUGUGUUAUGAGAAGUUUGACACGUCGGCACUGUUGAAGCGGCACAUGAUUCUGCAUUGUUUGAAGACCAUAAGAUCAAAAAAGGACGCUUCACCGGUUGAUGUUGAAAUAAAUUGCAAUGCAUUCAAGAAACAACACAAAUGCAAAGGUUGUCGCAAACGAUUUUGGCUAUACUCAUGUUUGAAACAACACGAGAAUGUAUGUCGUCGAAUGAAAGUGUUAAGAAAUAAACAACGUGUACCUCGUGUAAACCAUUUGUCUCGGUCCUUGAAAGAACCAAGUGACAUGGAACUCGGCAUAGUACAGUCGCCUGAUUUGGAACAAACGUUGGAUGUUUCGGGUGGGACGACAAGAUCUUUGAAAAAUUAUUUGACUCCAAGUGCGCUUAAUACGGAUGAUACUUUCUCUUCGUCAUUCGAUACAGCUGCAAAACACAGAAGGUUACUUAAUGGGAUUGCAUGCUUAAAGGGUCAUAAAGCGGACAAGAUGAACAGAACAAAGUUUCCUUGCACUACUUGUGGAACACAAUUCCAAACAUUUAAAAAUUUGUGCAUACACGAGCGCACCUAUCGCCAAACAGCCACAGAAAAGUGUAACGUUUGUAACACGAUGUUUUCCACUAAAAGAUUCUUACAGUUUCACAUGCUUGCUACUCAUGUGCCUUCGUGUUCGGUGAACUACAAAUUCUUUUGUAAGUUCUGCAAUCAAGGAUUUGUUAAGAAACAGAGUCUUCAAAUUCACGAACGACACUUGCAUAUUGGGCAAGAUUCUAGGCUGGUGCUGAAUUCCGAUUGUGUUGUGGAAGAUAAACCAAUCUGCAAUAUAUGUCAUUUGUUAUUCGAAUCCUACGAACGUUUAGUCGAGCACAACACGUAUUAUUACAAGGGCAAUGAUUUUUUAUGCGCAAUAUGUGGUAAGUCGUUUCAAGGAAUGUACAAGUUUUAUCAUCACAACAAGUUGGAGCAUUAUCCGGACGAACCAUCGAAAUUGUACCCUUACAAAUGCGAUACUUGUAACGAAGGCUUCAGCUACGAAUCACAUCUCCACGCACAUAGGCUACACGUUCAUUCGCACGAUUCGCCAGCUGACAAAACGCGCGACCGCGAUACAUCGGAUCAGACUUUUCGCGUGUGUUCAUAAUUCUUUGGAUAAAUUAAGAUAAUCAUAAAAUAAAAGCAUAGAGAAUAUUUAAUUCUUCGAUUUAUAGGUCGUUUGAAAAUCAAUUUUCACGGUACUAUACUGAAGAAUCGGCCUAGAUUGAGACGUACAAUAAACACGCCAAGUACACAUACACAUACGAAGCAAAUGAUUUCAAAGUGUCCUUUAAGUCAUGUAUUCGCAUUUUCCAUGACACGCAUGAAAUGUAUCGAUAUUUGUUGAAAUAUAAUUUACAAGACAAAUCAACGCUUCUGACCUAAUACGAACUGCGCUCGGCUUAAACAUCGAGCAUUGAGUGAAGUUUGGGUGUCAGCCGUAGGCGCUUCCUGUUCAUUGUUUGCGAUGGUCUCAGUUUGUUGAAGCAGAAUAUGUCAAGCAUUCGCUAGACGAACAGCCAGAAAACGAGUGAACUAGAUAUUCCAUACUGUCUCUAACUUUAUUUAAUAUACAUCGUUUUGUUCCCAUAAGAGAUAAAGAGAUCUAAUCGCGUUAUUGUAUCGUUUACUAAGUGUCGCUUGAAACAGCUUAAUGAAAAUUAUGAUAGAUCGAGUAAUAAAUUUGUCUGCUUUUCUUUGAACGCGUUAUAUUUAUGUGCUUUCAUAUACGUAUAUGUUUCCGUGUGUGUGUGUGUGUGUGUGUGUGUGUGUGUGUGUGUGUGUGUGUGUGUGUGUGUGUGUGUGUGUGUGUGCAUGCGUGCGUGCAUGCGUGCGUGCGUGUGUAUUUUAUCAAGUACGUUAAUCACUACCCUAUUUCAUUAUUGUAAAAUUUUUUGUUAAAGGGAGUUUUUCGUUCGACGUGCGCGUUUGCGGAUCUUUAUAUUUUGUAAAUUGUUUUUGGUCAGCCUAAAUGUUUGAAGAAGUUAGAAAAUAAAUGAAGCGAGGGUAAGUAAAUGUUGCAAUUUCUUUUCUUAAUUGGCCUGAUAUUCGUCAUUUUUCUUUUAUUGCAAUGUUUAUUCGCUAUAAUUAUUCGUUUAAACGUCCGCUCAGUAUAAUAAUUAUAACAUCCGUUAAAAAAUGAACAAACCUAAUUGUUUGUUCGACCAAUCGCGGGGAGACGUAGUCGCUAGGAGAGACGUCAACGGGAGUCGUAAAUUCCCGUUACGAUUAUAACAAUCGACACCACGACUUGAUCGAUCCCCUGAUUUCCGUUGAGAUAAUAGGGGUGAUUGAGUUUGUAUAACACUGUGAUUCACAGAAUUAUAAAUUAUAUAUUUCCAACACUUAGAUUACACUGAUGAGCAUAGAUAGAUAGAUAAUCACUUAUCGCACGAAGAUAAGAUAGAUAUGUACGUUAGAGCAGGGCUCUUAUAAUUGGAUUUAAUGUAUUAGUGGACGUAGCACUAUAAGAUAUUUAGGAGAGGAAAUGUAUGCUCGACAAUACCGAGACCGACUCUCGCGUUAUGCUUAGACUGCCCCGAUAGGCAUUAGCGUUAGACUUAGUAGUUGACUUUUCCAACGAUGUAGAAGAAGUGAAGUUGAGUGACGAUGCUGUGUCGGAGGAAAGCUAGUGAUCGGUGUGUCUAGCGCACGGGAUCAUCGGAUUUGUUCAUACCAUUUUAGGUCAGGAAGUGAGGGCAGUAUACAUUGCCUCGGAUUGGACAAACGAAGGUUGGUGGACUAGGAAGGGUCUUAACCGCCCUCGAUAGAAAGUUGCUAGUAGGAAGCAUCGUACGUGAGAAAAACUAACUUUCCCGUGUCAAGCCGUAGUAAACAAUAGUCUUUGGAAACUGAUUUAGAAAAGACAUUUGUUGGGUCUGAAGGACCUUAGCAGGCAAGUGACUCGGGUUUAUGACGGGUGCUUAAGGCUAUUGAGGGUACGCCGUACGGAAGAGCGGACAUCUGGUGUCCGUCUGGCCCGCGGUGUGUGACCUGGGCCAGGCAGAGAAUCGCCCAGCGCAACACUAAUAAUGAAUCUGAUAUUGAGAUUAAAAAAAAAUUCAUUUCGUUUAUCACACGUGGAAUGAUUAUAUGAUAAGUUUCAUAUUUGACAGAUGACUAAUUGAAAUAUGGAUCGUAAUUACAAUUUUCAUUAUGAGAUGAUAUAUUUACUUACCCAGCUAUCGAUUAAUAACGUCGAAUGAUAAUUGUACGGGAACGAUAUUGCUUUGUAAUGUGCAAUUAAACUAUUACGUUAAAUAUUCAGUAAAUAAAUAUUUCAAUUUCCAUCACAGUGUCGGUCGUACAAUACGAUAAUCGAGAGGAACAUGAGACCAAGAACGAUAUGUAUCGCUAUGAAAGCGCGAAUUAAAAUUGUCGUAUUAGAAUUUCUAUAAAGAAAUAAGAAUUGACGUUUAUAUCACAGAAUAGUUGCAGCGCGUAAUCGAAUAAAUUGGUUGUUCCACGGCGGGAAAAUGAACUAUUUUUAAGAGCUUUCACCGGUUCUGCCGUACAACGAAACGAACAGUUGAGCAGUUAUAAGAGCUAACGUUUGUAUUUUCUAAAAAUUAGAAAGCUGGUAAACUUAAUAGAUUGCUCGAGAAAUUUGUAGA
Bombus huntii is the source of this 5595-nucleotide messenger RNA. Its product is annotated as zinc finger protein 184-like. Bases 315 to 3089 code for a protein of 924 amino acids. The record is from RefSeq and is a predicted model, not a curated record. Gene Ontology annotation, molecular function: RNA polymerase II cis-regulatory region sequence-specific DNA binding; DNA-binding transcription factor activity. Lineage: Eukaryota; Metazoa; Arthropoda; Insecta; Hymenoptera; Apidae. The transcript has 3 exons. Gene Ontology annotation, biological process: regulation of transcription by RNA polymerase II.